UCUAGAGAGAGAAAGUGAGCUCCGUCCUGACUCCUGAGCAGUAUAUUAGAAGCUCACUGUUCCUCUGAUUCUGUGAGAGACAGAGAGAAGGGAAGAAGAGUUCACAAGCUUUAGGCGAAGUCUCCAGAGAAGGCGAAAGCCGGCAGGUAAAUCAUCCGUGGCGAUCCCUCUUUCGGGACCUUGCUACGGAAAUGCUUAUGAAAAGGACCAGGUCGGUGCAUAAAGAAGUGGGUGAAACUGCGAUGUCAGAUUGUAGCUCGGAGUCCAAUACAGAGUCUCAAACUGGAGGAAACAGUCACAAGAGCAACUCCUUUUUCAAUGUUGCCAGUCUCUUCCGGGGAUUGAAUCCGAAGAAUGCAUCGUAUAAUGAUUCAGCUAAAAGCCCAAAAUCUCCGUUAGAUGAAGGUUUCUUGAGGUCUCCAGGAUCGACACUGCAGGAUGCGCGGCAAAAGAGUUGGAAUAGUAGCAAAGUGGGUUUAAGUAUUGUGGACUCUCUGGAUGCUGAUGAUGGAAAGAAUGAGUUUGCUAGGGAUAGGAUUAUACUUUCUUCGGAUAGCAAAGGCAUUUGUUUCGGACCAACAAUGAGGCAUGAACCUCCAAAGUCUUAUACCGAUAUCAGUUCCUCUGAGGCUGCUAAACCCCCUCCCAGGAACUCUUCAUUCCCUUAUACCCGUACAAAAUCUCCACUCCACAAGGGCAGCUCUGAUGUUGUUUUUGAAAUCGGAGGUGGCCCAGUAGACUCUGAUUCCUCAGCUGGGAAAAGCCAGUCCUGUUCAAUGGAUUCCUGUGUCAUGGUGAAUCAUCACCUGACCCAAGGAAGUCCGAAGUCGAGCAACCUUUCUUGUCCAACUGUGGCUUCAAAAGAUGGAUUUGUUGGGUCCCUCUCAGCAAAUGGCAUCGAGCUUUCUGAGGACUACACCUGUGUCAUUUUGCAUGGCCCUAACCCGCAGACGACUCACAUCUAUGGUGACUGCAUUUUAGAAUGUCACCCGUCUGAUGAGUUGUUGAGUGAAUUUGUCAGGAAAUUUGAAGAGGACAUGCGAGUAAGCUCCAAAGCUCCGGCUUCCUAUCCGAUUAUCAACUCCUUGAGCUCCUGCUACUCAUGCAAGAAACCAUUGGAGGAGGGCAAAGAUAUUUAUAUAUACAGAGGUGAGAAAGCAUUUUGCAGCGUGGAAUGCCGAUGGAAUGAGAUUUCGUUCGACGAGGAAACCAAAGACACUGCCCAUGGCUCCGGCGAUAAAGGGGGCAUUUUAAAAAGAGGCUCCUUGACAAUCGCCAAAUAAAGGCACUCUUACAUAUGUUCCGUAGCCACCAUGACUGAUGGUCGAAUAUGUGCCCGAGCUAGGGUUCCUUGAUUGUCCGUUUUAAAGAGCUGCUUUAUGUUAUUGGUAGCAGCCAAGGACGGUCAACUUUUUGUAUACUUUCUUCUGCCUGUUCUCUUUCGGCUUUCAUGAUCAUGGAGGGUAAUAAGGUUACCUAGAUCUUAGCUUUUUUACAGAAUACAGAGGAUAUACUGGUCUGCUGCGUUAUCUCAUAAGUCGCGAUUGCGACAUUAUUGUAAAUGGGUGUUAGCCGGUUUUCAUGGCUCCCCGUUUCUAUGGCCGGUAAUAUGUAUUAUCCUUACCGGGUUAACUGCUCAUGUAUGUGGAACAAACUCGACUUGUUUUUUACUGAACAUAUUGUCAUAUACUGCAGAAUAUGCUUA
Messenger RNA from Punica granatum (pomegranate), 1705 nucleotides. The record is from RefSeq and is a predicted model, not a curated record. NCBI's taxonomy places the organism in Eukaryota, Viridiplantae, Streptophyta, Magnoliopsida, Myrtales, Lythraceae.